AAUUUUAUUUUUUUUUAUAUUUUUUUUAUUAUUAUUUAUUUUUUUAUAAUCAUAUCUACUUUUCGUUGCUCACAUAAAGAAUUUCGAAAAUUGAAGCAUAUCUCGGGUACGUAAUGUACAUGUCCUGAUUUCGAAUAUUUAUAAUUUUUUGGUAGGAAGUUUUGAAAUAUCGCUGUUAAGAUUACUCGUAAUUUGAAUGUUUUAAAAUUGUUUUUGUUGUUAAUAUAUACAUAAAUAUCAUUACAGUUUUAUUAUAACAUUAAUUUUCUUAUUAUAAUAAUGUUCUUAUUAUUUUUAUGACAUCUACUUUACCCCUGUGCAAAUAUUGCACUUCUUUUGUUAAACGGUCUAUUGAGUUUCCGUCAGAUAUCGUUUGCACAUCAACUCUUCACACCUGCGGCCAUAAUCCUGCAACUUUACUCAACACUCAUGACAUUCUUUGAGUUUUCAUGGUCCAUUUUAACUAAUUAAGGACUUUUUUUUCGAUUGCCUCACGAACGUUUUAUAUGUAUGUAUUUGUAUCGUUCAUACUAAUAGCAACUCAAUGCCAUUACAUUAACAUUUGUCAGUGCAAAAAUAAACCAGUUGCAGUAUUGUUUCUACAAUUAACUGACCGAACUUGCUGGCUUAUAUAAAACGAGUAUGAGUGCCCAUUUAACAAAUAAUUUCUCCUCUUUUAUUAUUAUGAGCAUAUAGAACCAUACAUAUGUACAUUCGUUCUGCUGACAUUAUUUUCAGAUCCUAAAAUCUUGUUUUUUUUGUUGUUUAAAUUAAAAAAAGGGAAUUUUCAUACAUUUGUAACAAAUUGUAAGUAUUAUUUGUAGCCACUUUGUUUAAUUAUUUCCUUAUAUUUAAUAUAGUUAAUACAUGCAAAUGCGUAUGUAUAUUUUGACCCUUAACUACAUUUUCCAAACGAUUGUGGCCAUAUUCCAUACUAGCAACCUCUUCUCCAUCCACUCAACGUACACACACACAUAUAUAUUUAUAUUGCUGACUAUUUUUUUGUUACGUCUUACGGUUUUAAUUCAAUUAUUUUUUACUUCGCCUUAAUAAAUAUAUUUUUAGCUUGCUCGAAAUCGUUUAUUCGUAAAUGUUCUUUUCCUAUUGAAUUCAAACUUUAAUUCAAUCAAAAAGACGGUUUUAUUUAAAGCGAUUUGACGUCAAAAAAUAUUAAAAGAUAAAACAACUUCAGAUUGAAUGAAAUAUUAUUGCAAUUUUUACCAUAUACAUAGUAUGUACAUAUUAAAUGUAUGUAAAACUACUGACGCAUACUUAUGUACAUGCAGUCUGUGGAUCCCUUAAAUUAAAAUCAAUUCCCGCCAACAUUAUUUAUUAAAUUAUUAACUUUUUGCCGAUAUUUUUAUUGCGAGUAUCCAACGUAACAGCAAUACAUGCACACACAGAUACAUCCAAUGACCACCAACAAUAACAGCAAAGGGCAGCAAGAAGAACAUGGCACCGACAACGCCUACACCCACAUUUACAUACAUGCUUAAGUAAAUGCAUACACAAAUGUGUGUAUGCAUAUGCGUACGAGAAGGAAAAGUUAAUAAGAAGUAUAUAAAUAAAAAACGAAAAAACAAAUCAAAGCAAAGCAAAGAUAAGAAUUAGGCAGUAAGCUACGUAAAAUUGUCAGAAUUUUCGGUAUAGAAUUUAAUUCACAUAAAAAGAUACCGAAACAAAUAGGUAUAUACAUAUAUUUUUUUUUUAAUCUCGUACAGUGCAGAAAAUAUUAAGAAAUCAAAUUAAAUAAUAUGAAAGCAUAAGAAGAUUAAUAUUAGUGGAGCAAGCGUAUAUUUAAAAAAUAUAACACUUGCAUUCGACAAUUACGAAAUAAAGUAAUUAUUUAAAUUAAAUUUUAUUAAAAAGAAAACAGAAAGUGAAGUAUAAUUAUAACAAAAUGCAUUUUCUUUUCAAUUUUUCUGUUUCAUUUGUGUGUGUGCGAGUGUGGCUGUGGGUGGAUUGAGAAGUAUAUAGAUAAGUUCGAGUUAUUGCUGUUUAUUAAACGAACUAUUUUCAUAUUUGUAGGGGAUCUUAAGAAUUAAAAAUUCCAGAAGAGUUUUCGUUAAUUAUUUGUAUCGAAAAAAUUUUAUUAUCAGUCGCGGUCAAUUUCUAGAAUGACUGAGGGAGAAUGCUUUAUGUCAUAGGGGAGAAACGACAUGUCUGGAUUCGAUAGUUUUUGAUAGUAGAAGUAAACGCUAAAAUCAAUCAAAUUCAGUGUAGUACAAUUCUCAUUUCAUGUCAUUGCAUAAAACUUGUUGUAGCGUCUGAAGAUUUUUCAAAAUGAAAUGGGGGGAAAGGUGCCGAGUUGACCGAAUAAAAAUGUAGAUGUCUUUAUAGCUCAGGCAACAACAAUAUUAUCGAAUUUAAACUAAAAUAUCCUCUUGCUCCCGCGUUUUCUUGAAUAUAAUACGGCUCGCCUUCUUCCGUUAACCCACAUUUCUAAAUAUACUGUAGUUUCUUACCAAAAGUGAGUUAAAUCUCUCGUAAACACCUCUCUCUGGUUUUAUACCGUACAUGUCCGUUAGAGGUAGAUAUUUCAAAAGAAUAAAAAGAGAAUAUUUUGCUUAGUAUAAUAUAGUUUUGUAUCAAAAUUGAGUGGUAUCAGUUCAUACCUUCUAUGCCGAAUAUGCUAUCAUGUGCUAGUUAAGUUGACUUAAAAAUUAGUGAGCCAGAAUGUCGAAUAACCAUUUUGUAGACAUGCAAAACAGUUUCUAACGUUCUACUGUACUCGAUCUUAGCUAAUACAUAAUUGUUUUAGGUAUAAUAAGUUUUUGCAGAUGUCUCGAUAUACAAGUAUUUGUACAUUUUUCGUAAGCGAAAGUAUUUAGUAUUAAAUUCCACAAGUGCCUAGUCUUCCUUAAGCUUACCAACGAAAUGAAAGUGAAAAACAAUUAUAAAUAAUAUUUUUUAUACUUUUAUAUCUAAAAUGCGAUCUAGUGUUUAUUUUAACAAACACUGUACGUUUCAGAUUUUUCAACCUUUUUCGUAAGCAUGUGUUAAUGGUGUAAGAGUUACCUGAAUAGAAGUAGCGUUUCAGCAGGUCAUAAAGGCUUUCGAAACCUUUCUUACCUGCGGGAAAAUCCACUUCAACAGUUCACGCAUUCGUAGUUUUAUGUUUGAAUAGUGCCGAUUUUCAAAACUAAAACCUUAAUUUGUUUACAAUAACCUCUUUAAAUACACCGCACUUCUUAGAAAUUCCAACAAUUUCAAAAACGUCAUUAAGUAGUUCCAAACUGUACUGGCUGAAGGAGAUAGCGAAUAAAGGGGAAAAUACGAACCAGAACGUUAUCAACUCUUAGAAUGGAACUUGAAAUAUCAUAAAAAUAAUUAAAUAAUUUCAAAUCGUUUUCGUUUAAACCAGCGAGAAUAGAAUACAAGAAACUUAACAAAAAAUGCAUUCGCUUUCCACUCGCCUACAGGAUAAGGAUAAGUCUUUUAAUAUAGUUUUUACUGCAAAUUUGAGCAUUUUGAUCAUUUAUGAGCUUGAAGUUUCAAUUUUAUUGUGUUUUUAAACGCAAACUAAGCUCUUCAAAUACUUCCAAGUCAACUUAAUUUACUCUACGAAAAAUGCUCCAUGAACUUCUCUCUUGACUACUAACUUUUCGAAACGAUUUUUUGAAAGAGUAUAUUCCAGUGGACUGGAAAAAAUUUCCAUUUCCAAAUGACAUAACCAUUUGAAAAUUUAUAUUUGUGUAUUCACUUUUUAAAAUAAAACUCACGUGGCUUACAUACUUUUAGGCGCACGCAGUUUGUAUACUGAAACACUGCACACUCAUUCAAUUUUAUUUCAGAUUUCCAAGCUUUCAAUCAUAUUUAAUUUCAAAUAUUUCGAAAAAUUCAAUAAUGUAAGCAAAUUUUGUUCAUCCAAAAUCAAACAAAAAAAUCCUUAAUAAAAUUAAAUAUAAAAAAAAAUAAGUAUUGCAUUGACCACCAAACGUUUCGACUAUGAGCGGAAAAGUAGGACCACUAUCGCGUAUUUACAAUGGUAUGAUAGGCACCGCAGAUAAAUUUGUACCGGCGUCCAUGCGUCCGCUGUGGGAACAUCCAGCAGGUCCGAAAACAGUAUUCUUCUGGGCACCAAUAUGCAAAUGGGCACUCGUCAUUGCUGGCAUUGGAGAUAUGAAGCGUCCCGCUCAUUCUUUAUCACUGAAUCAAUGUGCAGUUAUAGCCACAACUGGUAUAAUUUGGUCUCGGUAUUCGCUGGUCAUAAUCCCUAAGAACUAUUCCUUAUUCAUGGUAAACAUGUUUGUCGCAACUACACAGCUAUAUCAGGUGGCACGCGCCUUAAAUUAUCAGUAUGGCUUGAAAGAUAAAGCGGAGUGAAGAGUGUUUUAUAAAAAGAAUUAAUAUUCGUCGGUGAAGUUUGGUGGGAAUGAAAAUGAGCAGUUUGUUAUCACCAAAUUUUUUGCUCGUCAAAAGCACCCCUUGGUUGGUGCUCAACUUGAAGAGUUGUGAGAAAUAAGUCGAAUAAAUCCAAAAUCGAAUUGAAGUCUAGUUCAAAACAAGUGGAACAAAAAAUUAUCGCAUUAUACAAUUUUGUUUUAUGUACUCGAAUUAGGUCAUCAAUGUUGUGUCCUUAAUCGGUUUCGAGAAAAAUUAAACUUCGAAUGUACUUUUCAGUAAUAGCGACUAUUUUUAAAGUAAAUUAUUUUUUAAAUUGUAUUUAAACAAAAGUAUAAGGUAAAUUUUAAUUAAAUAUCGAUGUUUAAAAAUAAACAGCAAUACAUUUAUAGAGUAUCAUGCAAAUACUUGUAUUUAUGUAUAUAUAUAUACAGUUAUGUGAAAGAUAAUAAGGACAGAGAUGCAUAAAAACAAAACAAACGUGUUUUUUGCAGAGAUAAGGCAAAAAUAAUACUUUUAGUUUUAAUAUCAAUCAAUUAAAACCUGGUUGCAUCGAUAUGUGAAAGGAUUCACUGCGAUCCGAAAACUCGAGAACAUAUCAAAUAUUUAGUGAGACAAUGAAAUUUACAGAAAAUUAGCGAAUUUACUGAAUGCUUCCAAAACUCUGGUUGGACAAGCAGUAAAAUGGGUUCACCAGAUUGAAACCUGCGACAGGAAGUCAAAAAUAGCAUUGUUUGUCAAAAAAAUAUAGAGUGCUGUGUUAAAUAAAUAACAAUGAGGUAACAUUUUCGGGUUUGACGAAACAAAAGUCAACUUAUUUAAUUCUGAUUGAGAUAUUCAUUAUGUAAAAAGAUCGAAUAAUGCAGUCUAUAACUCUAAGUAUACGAUAAGGACCGUUAAACAUGUUGGCGGAAACAUGGUUUGGGGAUCGUUUUCAUACAAUUGUCUCGGCUCACUGCAUAGGAUACAGGGGACUAUGAAGGCAACCGAUUCUGUGGCAAUGCUACAAGAAUUUAUGCUAUAGAACGCUGAAGACAAUAUGCUACUUAGGUGGAUUUUUGUGCAGGACAACGACCCUAAAAAUACAAAAGUGUACAAAAGAUUGGUUUAGGGUCAAUAAUGGAAUGGCCACCGCAGUCCCCGGAUCUAAAAUCCAUUGAAAUUUUGUGGAAUACAGUGAAAGCGUCAUUAAAAAGAAAAAAAUGCCCGAGUAAUAAUGAAGAGCUUUUUCAACUUAUUCGAAAAUCAUGGAAUGCAUUUCCGGUUUUCGUCUGCCUAAACCUAGUUAACUCUAUACCGAAGCGGUGCCGAUAAGUUUUAAACAACCAUGGAUUUUCAGCAAAAUAUUGAACUACUUAGAAAUUGAUAUUAUCACAAUUAAAUAUAUACUAUUUUUCUAAACAUAUUCUACAUCUUAUGAAAGAUUUAAAUUACCUGAAGAUGAUCAACUACAUCUGAGAACUCAAAGCAGAAUAUCAAUAACGUUUCAUCUACCCAAAACAUACGGGAAUAGUAAAGAAGAGCCAAAUUAAUUAAGAGUAACUUAAGAAGUUACACUUUUUCAAAAAAAUAUUCGUUAUCAAAUUUUUCUCUUACUGAUAUUAUUUAACAAAAUUGUAGCGCGCAUAUAAUAAUUGGUUCCACUGUUGUGAGUCUUACCAACACAGUCUGUUCCACGUGUAGCCAGUAAUCUUGGCGUUAUACUCGCCUUUUAUAUUAGCGGUUUAUAGAUGUAGUGGUAAUAAAGCAUACUUUUUGCAUGUAAAUACACACACAUGUUCAUAUAUUGAAUAUUUAUAAUAGGGGGUUUCACACCGCAUUCAGUAACCCUAAGAUUCAAAGUGUAUUUUACGUUUCAAGGUAGUCGGUUUACCGAUCACAACUUUUAUUUUUUUACUUUUACUGAGUAGAUAAUAACGUGUCUGGUUAACAACCAUCUGUCGGUUAAGUUCUGGUUAACUUAACCUAGACUCCUUCUUUCGGCAAAGAACCUAUUUUCAACUAGAACUUAACUAACAGAUUGCCGCUGACCAGACAUUGAGAAAUAAAUUAUCACAAGUUGAAACACUUUGAAUUUCUGCUUCAAACAAAAAAAGCUAAUUUAUUUAAUAAAGAAUAAAAUAUUCGCAAGUGUAUGCUAAUUUAAAAGUUUGCACAGUACAACACUAAGAAAUUCGGUGUAAAAAUCCCCACUUGAAUUCUUUAUCAGAUAAUCCUCGAAUCAUAAAAGCUCAACGAGCAAAACUAGUUAUCUGACAGUUCUUCACUAUCUAGCAAACGGUGAGGAAGUCAACACCAGUAAUUGUUCAAGUAAGGUACCUUGUAUACCUUGCCUUUAGGAUAAAGUUAGAAAAUUGUAAAUACGAGUAACUAGUACAAAAUAUCUAAUCUCAAACGAAACAAAAGUCUGAAACAAGUGCUUAGACAACAACAA
Bactrocera dorsalis (oriental fruit fly) is the source of this 6778-nucleotide messenger RNA. RefSeq names its product mitochondrial pyruvate carrier 2. The transcript is spliced from 4 exons. The record is from RefSeq and is a predicted model, not a curated record. Gene Ontology annotation, molecular function: pyruvate transmembrane transporter activity. Gene Ontology annotation, biological process: pyruvate import into mitochondria. Lineage: Eukaryota; Metazoa; Arthropoda; Insecta; Diptera; Tephritidae. Gene Ontology annotation, cellular component: mitochondrial inner membrane. Bases 3949 to 4326 code for a protein of 125 amino acids.